UAUGAUUAAGAUCAAAAGAUUACAUGAACCAGAGUGGGAAAUAAACUUGUUAAAAAAGUAUAAAAUUACAAAACAAAUUUCAAUAUGUUUAUCUAGCAAAAUAAAUAAUAAGAUAUACUGUCAUCAUGAUGAUGAUUCAUACGUCGAAAAUAAAAUGACAAUUGACCAUGUUAAUGAUGAUUGCCUGGCUGAAAUAUUUAUGUAUGUUCCAGCAUGUGAAAGGCCAAAAAUUGCAUUGGUUUGCAAACAAUGGAAAAGAGCCCUUGAUGUUUCUUGGCUUAAUGUCAAAAAACUUGAACUAACUCAUUGGGAAUAUGAUGAGUAUCCAAAUUAUUUAAUUAAAAAUUAUCCAAAAAUCGAUGGACAAUUUAAUUUUUUGGAAUCACUGCUUGAUAAAUGUGGUCGUUAUUUAACAGAAUUAGAUGCGACAGCUUAUGGCCAUUGUAACAUAGUGCCAGUCAUCAAUAAAUGUUGUCCAAAUCUCGUAAAACUUCGAAUAAGAAUCAAAUAUAUUGACGAUGCAAUAUUAGAUAAUGCAUUUACAGGUCUUUCUAAACUAAAAGUAUUAAAAAUUAUAUUUCAAUGUUUUCCAAAUCCCGGUACAUAUAUACCUGUUACUUUAAUCAAUUCAUUGUUAAACGUUGCUGAUACCUUGACUGAACUGACUCUGUCCAAUUGGCCUAAAUGCAGGGUGGACAACGCUAAAUUUCCAGAAGAAUUCAUCAGUGUGAUUUCUAAACUAAAGACCUUGGAAAGUAUUCAAAUUGGUGGUAUAAGGUGUCCCGAAAGUUUAAUCAGUCACAUCCUUUCGAGAAAUCCUCAAGUGAUAGCCCGUCAUGACGAGUAAAAUACCGGGUUACUGAUGAUUUUUUAUAUAAUGCUGCCAAUGUCAUGAGACAAUUACACACACUACACAUUUUUGGCCAUUUGAUAACCGAUGCUGGUAUAGUAGCAAUUUCAAAGAUGAAUUGUUUAAGAACGCUUUUUUGUUACGGGGUUAAUGAGGUCACUGAUUCUUCAAUUAUGUUGCUCAAAAAUCUGGUAGUAUUGAACUUACCAAUGAGCAAUAAAAUUACAGAUAAAUCAGCCAUAAAAGUUCUUGAAAAUUCACCAGAGUUGCGACAAUUUGGAAUUUUUUACACAAGUGUUACUUCUAAAUUUAUAAAAAAAGCAGAAGAAAUAUCAAGAAAUCGUAAAAAACAAUUAAGAGUAUUCAGGACAUUUGAAGAUGGUAUGUCCAACAGACAAAUUAAGUAUGAAUAUUUGA
Messenger RNA from Aphidius gifuensis, 1267 nucleotides. RefSeq lists its product as uncharacterized. Lineage: Eukaryota; Metazoa; Arthropoda; Insecta; Hymenoptera; Braconidae. The transcript is spliced from 5 exons. The coding region runs from base 2 to 847 and encodes 281 amino acids. The record is from RefSeq and is a predicted model, not a curated record. Gene Ontology annotation, molecular function: protein binding.